Messenger RNA from Podarcis muralis (Common wall lizard), 3534 nucleotides. RefSeq names its product LLGL scribble cell polarity complex component 2 (gene LLGL2). Gene Ontology annotation, molecular function: myosin II binding; GTPase activator activity. The record is from RefSeq and is a predicted model, not a curated record. Gene Ontology annotation, cellular component: plasma membrane; cortical actin cytoskeleton; cytoplasm. Gene Ontology annotation, biological process: Golgi to plasma membrane transport; cortical actin cytoskeleton organization; regulation of Notch signaling pathway. Lineage: Eukaryota; Metazoa; Chordata; Lepidosauria; Squamata; Lacertidae.
UAUCCGGCGGGCACGCCCCCCCCCUGCUGGAGGUAUCCAGGAAGGAGAGGUGGCGGCGGCGCCGGCGCAAGGAGGAGCUGGGGCGCGUCGGGGGACAUUGCACGGUUUAGGGGCCAAGCGGUUAAAGAGGAAAAUGAGAAGAUUUUUGAGACCUGGACAUGACCCAAUAAGAGAGAGGCUCAAGCGUGACCUUUUCCAGUUUAACAAGACUGUUGAACAUGGCUUCCCGCACCAGCCCAGCGCACUGGGCUAUAGCUCUUUCCUCCAUCUCAUGGCUAUCGGGACCCGAUCAGGAGCCAUCAAAGUCUACGGCGCUCCAGGGGUUGAGUUCAUGGGCUUGCACGAAGAGACCAACACUGUCAUGCAAAUACAUUUCAUUCCUGGCCAGUGCCGCUUGUUGACAUUGCUAGAUGAUAACAGCCUGCAUUUAUGGACCCUGAAACAGACCCACAGCAAUAUGUCUGAGCUGCAGGAAGAAAGACAUUUCACACUCCGAGGGCCUCCUGGUUCCCCUCCAAGUGCUACCCAGGUAACAGCUAUCCUCGCACACUCCUCCCAGGAACUUCUUUAUCUUGGCACUGAGAGUGGUAAUGUCUUUGUGGUGGAGAUCCCAUCCUUCAGAGUGCUAGAAGACCGGACCAUCAGUCCAGAUGUUGUGCUGCAACGUGUGCCAGAGGAGUACCUCAACAGAAGGUCCCUUGAAUUGGUGGAAGCCUUACGGGAACAUCCCCAGAACCCCAAUCAGAUCUUGAUUGGCUACAGCAAGGGCCUCAUUGUCCUCUGGGACUUGAUAAAUAACAAAGCAACACACCAUUUCCUUGGCAAUCAGCAACUGGAAAACCUCUUCUGGCAGAGGAAUGGCCGCCAGAUCAUCAGCUGCCAUUAUGACGGGAGUUAUGCCCAGUGGCCUGUCUCAAGUGAUGAUAGGCAGCCAGAGCCCCUGGAAAGCAAAGUGCCUUACGGUCCUUUUCCUUGCAAGGCCAUCUCCAAGAUUUACUGGCAAACAACAAAGAACGGGCUUCCUUACAUUAUAUUUCAAGGAGGGAUGCCACGGGCCAGCUAUGGUGACAGGCAUAGCAUUUCUGUCGUUUAUGGCAAUCAGCAAACUGCCUUUGACUUUACAUCGCGAGUGAUAGACUUCUUUGUUAUUGCCAAUGCAGAUCCACUUGCAGAAUUUGAUGACCCAUCUGCCAUGGUGGUGCUAGCAGAGGAAGAGCUAGUAGUCAUAGACCUGAUGUCUCCAGGCUGGCCAUCGGUCCAACCCCCGUACCUGGCAUCUCUUCACUGUUCAGCCAUCACAUGUUCCCACCAUGUCUCCAACAUCCCUCUCAAGUUAUGGGAAAGGAUCAUCAGUGCCGGGAGUAAACAGAACUCCCAGUUCUCUAAUAUGCAAUGGCCAAUUAAUGGAGGCACCAGCAAGGCUCCAGAUCCUCCCCAGAGAGACUUGCUACUUACUGGGCAUGAGGAUGGCACAGUACGAUUCUGGAACGCGUCCGGCGUUUGUCUGAACCUCCUGUAUAAGCUGAGCACGGUGAGGGUGUUCCUCACGGAUGCUGAUCCCAAUGACAAUCUGAACCAGAUGGGGGAGGAUGAAUGGCCUCCGCUGCGCAAGGUUGGCUCCUUUGACCCUUACAGCGAUGACCCCAGACUUGGGAUCCAGAAGAUCUUCUUGUGCAAAUACAGUAGCUACUUGGCCGUGGCAGGAACAGCAGGGCAGGUACUCGUAAUGGAGCUAAAUGACGAAGAAGCAGAGCAGGUGGUUGACCAUUCAGAGGCGGACCUCCUCCAGGAUCAGGAAGGCUAUAGGUGGAAAGGUCACGAGCGGCUCAAAACUAAAGAUGGGCCUGUUCGGUUUGAGCCAGGCUUCCAGCCCUUUGUCUUGGUCCAGUGUCAGCCGCCAGCUGUGGUCACUUCGCUGGCCCUUCACUCGGAAUGGAAACUCGUAGCCUUUGGCACAAGCCACGGUUUUGGGCUCUUUGAUCAUCAGCAGAAGCGGCUGGUCUUUGUCAAGUGUACCCUGCAUCCCAGUGACCAACUGGCCUUGGAAGGCCCUCUUUCCAGAGUGAAGUCUUUAAAGAAGUCCCUCCGCCAGUCCUUCCGACGAAUGCGAAGGAGCAGGGUGUCUAACAGAAAGCGACGAACUGCAGAGGUACAAGAGGGAAUUUCCAGGCAUGAUCAUGAUGCAUUGCAGGAGAUAGAGCUAGCUCCUGUCCAGCGGAAGAUUGAAGCGCGGUCAGCAGAGGACUCUUUCACUGGCUUCGUUCGCACCUUGUAUUUUGCCGACACCUUCUUAAGAGACAGUUCCCGGCACUGCCCCUCCUUAUGGGCAGGCACCAAUGGGGGCACAGUCUAUGCCUUCUGUCUGCGUGUUCCACCAGCCGAGAGAAGAAUGGAUGAGCCUGUCCGAGCAGAGCAGGCCAAAGAGAUCCAGCUCAUGCACAGAGCUCCUGUUAUCGGGAUCGUUGUUCUGGAUGGCCAGAGCACUCCCCUUCCAGAGCCGCUGGAAGUGGCCCAUGACCUUUCCAAGAGUCCCAACAUGCAAGGGAGCCACCAGCUUCUUGUGGUGUCGGAAGAACAGCUUAAGGUUUUCACGUUGCCCAAAGUCGGCUCCAAACUGAAACUUAAAUUGACGGCCCUGGAAGGCUGCCGCGUACGGAAGGUGACAGUGACCAACUUUGCCAGCUGUAAGAGUGAGCACAGUGAGAAUGACCUGGCUGUUCUGACGAACCUGGGAGACAUCCAGAUUAUUUCCCUGCCUGCACUCAAGAUACAAGUGCGCUACCCCUGUAUCCGCAAGGAGGAUGUGAGUGGCAUUGCCUCCUGUGUCUUCACCAGAUAUGGGCAAGGGUUCUAUCUCAUCUCCCCGUCAGAGUUUGAGAGGUUUUCACUUUCCCCAAAGUGGCUGGUUGAACCACGAUGCUUAGUAAAAGUACCUGAAAACAUAGGCAACAGCCAUGUGCACAGCACACCUGGUGUGGAGAAGGCUUCAAGGAUAUCCAAUAGCAAGGAAUCGGGAUGGAGUGCCAGUGAUCCAGGGGCAGAUGAGAGGACACAUGGCAGAUUGAUGGAGCAUGCCCUGCUCAAUGAUGAAAAAGUUCUAAAAGAGAUCCAAAGCACUCUGGAGGGUGAAAAAGGGAGUUAUAGUGACAAAAACUCAAGGAGAAUUCAAGUAGGACACAGACUAAGCAAUGGAGGAGCAGAAUGAUUGUGUUCCUGCAGUGUCUCCGUGAUGUCCGACGUUUGGAAAGAGUGCCAUAACACUACUGACUACAGGCCCACCGUCCACUGGAAGAGACAUCCACUGGCCGUGGCCUUGGAUUCAGUUGCAGGGCUGAGUCUUGCCUGGCCACUCAUCUGCUUAUCAUCCUCUUCACUGUGCCUCACCUGAAGCCCUCAUUUUCUCUUUGAGAUGCCAGCCUUGCACUAAGGCUGGAAUGCUUCCCUUGGCCUGUUUCCCUUCAUGCCUCUGGAUUUUUUUUUUGCAAUUCUUCAAUUGUUUGCACAAUUUCUUUUAAAAUAAAAUAUUUCUACUGG